GGCAUGCUGGAGAGGCUAAACAGUGAGACGAUAACAGAGAGCCUCUUGCUCACCAAAAUGGCGGGGGCCUUAGCUCUCGCUGCUGCCGCCAUGGCAACCCCCGCUUCCUCUGCAACUCGCCUCUGUUCUCUCUCUUCAUCGAGUUUCAUUCACUUUCUCUGUCUUCGAAACCCUAGAUAUGGCCUCUUUCGUCUUAGAGCUCUACUCUCUUUCCAUACCUGUUCCUCUCUUCUCUCUCCUCCUUCUCCUUCUAUGUCCUCUUCAGCUCGUCCAUUAUCUUUUCCUUCGCCAUCAAGGCUCUGUCGUUGCAGUAGCACUUCAACGGGAGAGUUGGCGUUGAAGAUGAGUGAGAGCGGAGAGAAGGUUCGUGAGUUUAGAAAGAGGUUGAAGAUUGCAGAGAUAAAGGGCGGGCAUGAUGAGGGUUUGGAUCGAUUAGGGCAAAAUCUGGUUGUUCGGGGAUGGGUGCGCACUUGUAGAGUUCAGAGCUCCAUCACUUUCAUCGAGGUUAAUGAUGGAUCAUGUCUUUCCAACAUGCAGUGUGUUAUGAACGAUGAUGCAGAAGGUUAUGAUCAGGUCUUAUCUGGCUCGGUCAAUACUGGUGCAUCUGUAUGUAUAGAGGGGAUACUGGUAAAGAGUCAAGGAUCGAAGCAGAAAGUGGAACUGCAAAUAGAGAAACUCAUUAUUGUUGGGCAAUGUGAUCCUAUAUCCUUUCCUAUCCAAAAAAAGAGGGCAAGCAAAGAAUAUCUAAGAACCAUAGCCCAUCUUCGUCCUCGGACAAACACAUUCGGUGCAGUUAUGAGAGUAAGGAAUGCCUUGGCAUAUGCUACUCAUAAGUUUUUCCAAGAAAAUGGAUUUGUUUGGAUUGCUAGUCCAAUUAUUACUGCUUCAGAUUGUGAAGGUGCUGGUGAGCAGUUCUGUGUGACGACAUUGUUUCCCAGCUCUCGAGAGGGACAUAAUUCAGGAGUCAGUGACAUACCAAGUACAAAGGAUGGCUUAGUUGAUUGGUCCCAGGAUUUCUUUGGAAGACCUGCCUUCUUGACAGUUUCUGGACAACUGAACGCGGAAACAUAUGCAACUGCCCUUUCUGAUGUAUACACUUUUGGUCCAACUUUUCGAGCAGAAAAUUCCAACACGUCAAGGCAUUUAGCUGAGUUCUGGAUGAUCGAACCUGAACUUGCUUUUGCUGAUCUUGACGAUGACAUGGCCUGUGCAACUGCCUUUCUCCAGUAUGUAGUAAGAUAUGUUCUUGAGAAUUGCAAAGAAGACAUGGACUUCUUUAAUACUUGGAUUGAGAAAGGGAUUAUCCGUCGAUUAAGUGAUGUGGCUGAAAGGGACUUUGUGCAGUUGACAUACACUGAUGCCAUUGAACUGCUUCUAAGAGCAAACAAGAAAUUUGAGUUUCCGGUAAAGUGGGGGUGUGAUUUGCAAAGUGAGCAUGAACGUUACAUAACUGAAGAUGCAGUCGGAGGUUCUCCUGUAAUCAUUAGGGACUAUCCUAAGGAUAUCAAGGCUUUCUAUAUGCGGGAAAAUGAUGAUGGAAAGACAGUUGCAGCCAUGGACCUGUUGGUACCUCGGGUAGGGGAGCUUAUUGGCGGUAGCCAACGUGAAGAGCGCCUUGAAUUUCUUGAAAAUCGUUUGCAUGAAUUGGAGCUCAACAAGGAAACUUAUUGGUGGUACCUUGACCUCCGCCGUUUUGGUUCAGUUCCUCAUGCUGGUUUUGGGUUGGGUUUUGAGAGGCUUGUACAAUUUGCAACCGGGAUUGAUAAUAUUAGGGAUGCAAUUCCAUUUCCCCGAUCACCAGGUUCUGCUGAAUUCUGAUUCACAGAGUUUCAUUUCCUAUUUAUUUAUCUUUAUAGAAAUUUAAUUGGAGCUCCUCACUUUUGGUCAAAAUUUUGUACGAUCUAUCAUGCUGUAUCUGUCAAGUUCUACUAAUAAUAAUGUGCUUUCGAAAUAAUGUGCUUUAGAAAUAUGUGAAUUAUGUGAUUUAAAAUUAAGAAGAUCUUCCAUCUGUUGUGGAACAUCGAACAAAUUUAUUCAUCAUGAUUAAAUGGAAUACAAUGGUUGGGAUACUGAAGGGA
Amborella trichopoda is the source of this 2078-nucleotide messenger RNA. RefSeq names its product Class II aminoacyl-tRNA and biotin synthetases superfamily protein (gene NS1). Gene Ontology annotation, cellular component: mitochondrion. The record is from RefSeq and is a predicted model, not a curated record. Gene Ontology annotation, molecular function: asparagine-tRNA ligase activity; ATP binding; nucleic acid binding. Gene Ontology annotation, biological process: asparaginyl-tRNA aminoacylation. NCBI's taxonomy places the organism in Eukaryota, Viridiplantae, Streptophyta, Magnoliopsida, Amborellales, Amborellaceae.